Molecule: messenger RNA, 1014 nt
Organism: Acanthosepion pharaonis
Lineage: Eukaryota; Metazoa; Mollusca; Cephalopoda; Sepiida; Sepiidae
Source: the annotation of a GenBank genome assembly
AUGUCUCUUUCAUUGACCCAGCAUCCAUCUAUCUAUAUUUAUCUAUCUAUUAUCUAUCUCAUCUUAUCUUAUGAAAAAAUUAUCCAUCUAUACAUCUAUAUAUCCCAUAAGUUCACAUUCAUCUAUCAUCUCAUCUAUAUCUAUCUAUCUAUCUAUAUAUCUAUCGUCUUCUUUCGAAUCUAUCUAUCUAUCUAUCUCCGUAUCUUAUUUAUCUAUCUAUCUCACAUACCAAAUUCAUCUAUCUAUCUAUCUAUCUAUCUAUCUAUCAUUAUACCGUUCAUAUCUAUCUAUCUAUCUAUCUAUCUAUCUCACAUGCCAUUCAUAUUUGAAAACAAUCUAUUAUCUAUCUAUCUAUCUAUUUAUCUAUUUCAAUGCCGUUCAUAUUCUAUCUAUCUAUAUAUUCUAUCUAUCUAUAUAUCUAUCUAUUUAUUUAUCUAUCAUACUGUUUAUAAUAUCUAUCUAUAUCUAUCUAUCUAUCUAUCUAUCUAUCUAUCUCACAUACCGUUCAUAUCUAUCUAUCUAUUUAUCUAUCUAUCUAUCUCUGAAAUAUACAUCUUAUCUAUCUAUCUAUCUAUCUAUCUAUCUAUCUAUCUAUCUAUCUAUCUAUCUAUAAGUCUGUUUCUAUCUAUCUAUCCAUGUUCAUUAUCUAUUCAUCCAUCUAUCUAUCUAUCUAAGAUUGUUAUACAUCUAUCUGAACAUCUAUCUAUCUAUGAUCUUUCUAUCUAUAUAUCUAUCUAUCUAUAUAUCUAUCUAUCUACAAAGAAUUAUCUAUCUCAAAUGUUUCUGAUAUAUCUAUCCAUCUAUCUAUAUCCAUCUAUCUAUCAUUCAAAAUUUCUAUCUAUCUAUCUAUCUAUCCAUAAGAUUGUUGAUUAUCUAUUCUAUCUAUCAUCUAUCUAUCUAUCUAUCUAUCUAUCUAUUGUAUCUAUCUAUCUAUCAUAUCUAUCUAUCUAUCUAAAGAAUCUAUCAAAUCUAUUCUAUCUAUCUAUCUAUCUAAGAGUCUGUUUACAUCCCUGA